Molecule: messenger RNA, 459 nt
Organism: Necator americanus (New World hookworm)
Lineage: Eukaryota; Metazoa; Nematoda; Chromadorea; Rhabditida; Ancylostomatidae
Exons: 4
Coding region: 1-459 (152 amino acids)
Biological process (GO): translation; ribosomal small subunit assembly
Cellular component (GO): cytosolic small ribosomal subunit; ribosome
Molecular function (GO): structural constituent of ribosome; RNA binding
Source: RefSeq, a predicted model, not a curated record
AUGGAUAAGAUACUUCACAGAAGAAGAAAACGUUGUCUUAGUGACGCAGAAUUAAAAGAGAUAGGAAGAGAUGAAUGUCGGUUCCAAGCUGUUCGGAAGGAAGCUGAAAACAACUGCCUAAGCAUUGAGUGUUCGCCCCAUUCACAUCAUUCGUGUUUGCACUACCCACUGCUGUCUGCUAAGCCAGCUCGACUAGGACGAAUCAUGCCUUUGGCUAUCGAUUUGCUGCACCCUGAUCCAGAGAUUGAGCGUCAGCGCCACAAGCUCAAGCGACUUGUUCAGCAUCCCAACAGUUACUUUAUGGACGUCAAAUGCCCCGGAUGUUUUAAGAUCACAACUGUCUUUUCCCACGCGACUACGGUCGUUGUCUGUGUUGGAUGUAAUACCGUACUGUGCACGCCGACCGGAGGAAAGGCACGCUUAACGGAAGGUUGCUCAUUCCGUAAGAAGCAGCAUUAA